ACCAAAAGGUGGUGGUGGGAGUUACGAGUACCGCUUCCCACUUCGGUGGUGGAACCGCGAUUCAGACAUCCGUGCCAAUCAGGAGACGGAACACCGUUGGAUCCGAAUGAUGAUCUUCGUUCAUUCACAGUUGGUUCAACGCCGGUUCCGUGGCUUGCUUGCGUGUGUGGCCCAAGCAUGACUCGGACUCGGACAUCAACCAUCCAAAUGGCUGGGGAGGACUAUUUUGUAGCGUUUGCUUCUCACAACUAUCGAACUUGAAACAUACAACACCUCAACAACUCUAACUACACACACUUUUGAAAGCAAUGGCAUACAUCGAACUGAAACCAUUGACGACACCUGCUUACACAGGAGACAUAAAUCAAUACAUGAAAGAUCUCGUCUUCACAUUUCCGCGAGACAGGGUUCCGCUUCUGUUGGAAGGACGUUUAACUCUGGGAGCAUGGAUGUCUACCUACGACAACCUGCUGGAACGAUAUCGAUUAGCAAUGGAAGAUUGUGAUGAAUGUAUUCAAAAACAUCGAUGGAUGAUGGCUCCCUUCGUGUUGCCGUGCUUGAUACCAGUCUUUUUCCCAUUCAUGUUCUACUCUUUCUCCAAGAUUUCACAGAAAGCCCGAGACCAUGAGCAAGCCUUUGUACAGCUGGCUGAAGAUCAAGCAGACAUCUAUCAACAAUAUGGGAUACAAGUCACUCUUGCCAAAGAGCUGCGGAGAUAUGGAUCGGACGAUGGAACUCCAACCCGGCAAAAGAAUCUGAAGGAUGUCAUCGUAGGACUCAGAUUUGAUGUUGGUUCCUUGGCAUGGGACCCUUGUUUCAGUGCCAACGAGCAGCGGUUAACCCAAAACCCAACCGACAUUCCGGGACGCAUUCCUCUGUCUUUGUAGACCGAGGCAAUCCUGCUGGUGGCACCUGUGUCUCCAAAACUACACCGUCAUAAGAAUAGACUAUAGAAUAUCCCACUACAUAGACUCAUCAAAGCAAGCAUGACUGGAUCCAACAAAGCAACGGUAGCUUCCCAGCAGGGCUUCGUUAGCC
Molecule: messenger RNA, 1038 nt
Organism: Seminavis robusta
Lineage: Eukaryota; Bacillariophyta; Bacillariophyceae; Naviculales; Naviculaceae
Source: the annotation of a GenBank genome assembly